UCUCGUUUCUGGAGAAGUCAACCCUCUCCAUAGCUUCUUUUUAUAACCUUUAAGUUAAUUCAGAAUCCAGAUAAGCCUUGAUCCGAGGAUGAUAUAAUUAUGGCAAGCACCAUGGGAGCCUCUAGACACAUCAGGAAGACUUCACAAAACAUGGUGUGACAUCUACUGGUGAAGACAGGCCAUGAGGUCCAGGGAAGAGGGGAUGGCCUGAUCCAGGGACAAUGAAGAUGCAAUGUUGAAGAAUAAGCUGGAGGAGAGAAGCAACAGGCACCAUGGAAAAAACCAAAACAAAGCAAGGAGAGAAUGAACAUAUGCCAAUGAAUAAUCCUUCCACACAGAUUUACCAGGCUUCGAAGUACAAGUCUUCCCUGAACCUGCCUCCAGUGGGAGCCCGCCUCCAGCGGCAGGAUGGAGGGAUCAUAACCUCUCUAGAAAAUCUUCAUGAAAAAAUCAACGAGAUGAGGAACGUGUUCAGCUCGCUGGAGAACAAGUUGCAGGCCCUAGCCUCUGAACUCAAAACUGGCUUCACAGAAGCAAUGCAAGAACUGUCAAGAAUUCAACAUGGAGAAUAUGCUUUGGAAGAGAAGGUUAAGAGCUGCAAAUGUUCCAUGGAAGAGAAAGUUACUGAGAUGAAAAAUUCAUUAAACUAUUUCAAGGAAGAGCUGAGCAAUGCCAUGUCAAUGAUCCAGGCCAUCACUUCCAAACAAGAAGAAAUGCAACAGAAAAUUGAACAGCUUCAACAGGAGAAGCGAAGAGAAUCUCGAAAAGUGAAAGCCAAGAAAACUCAAAAAGAAGAACAUGGCUCACAGGCUGGGCCUGCUCAAGCACAAGGAAGUCCUUUCCGUUCAAUCAAUAUCCCUGAGCCUGUUCUUCCAAAUGAAGACUUUACAAACCUUUUGCCUUCUCAGGCCUAUGAGAAAGCCCAAGAGUCCAGAUCCAUGCACGUAGGAGAUAGUAAUGUGAAGGGAAUGAUGGGCCCUGGAAUGAACCCAACAAAUCCAGAAACAGAAGAAAACCUCAAGUCUUGUCUCACGGCCGACAUCCAAUCUAAGGGCCAUCUGCCGUCUGGUGUGUGGAGACAACCUAAGGAGGGUAAAGAAUGGGGCGAGGAAUAUGUCACAAAAGACCAUCCAGAUAAACUCAAGGAAGUUGGCCAGGGCAGACACAGCUCUUUGGAAAAUGUUUUAUGUGAAACCUCUUUAGCUGCUAAAAGACAGACUGUGGCUCUGGAACUGCUUGAAUCAGAAAGAAAAUAUGUCAUUAACAUCUCUCUGAUCCUGAAGAUCAAGGCAACGUUCCAGGGCUCAGAUGGAAAGAGGAAUUCCAAAGAGAGAAGCCUCUUCCCUAGCUCUUUACGGUACCUGGUCCAGCAGCAUUUGGAUUUGCUUCAUGCUCUGCAGGAAAGGGUCUUGAAGUGGCCACGCCAAGGAGUCCUUGGAGAUUUAUUCCUUAAAUUAACAAAUGAUGAGAAUAAUUUCCUGGAUUAUUAUGUUGCCUACCUGAGGGACCUGCCUGAAUGCAUCUCUUUGGUUCAUGUUGUGGUUCUGAAGGAGGGUGAUGAAGAGAUUAAAUCUGACAUCUAUACACUGUUUUUUCAUAUAGUCCAGCGCAUCCCUGAAUAUCUGAUACACCUGCAGAAUGUCCUGAAGUUCACAGAGCAGGAACACCCUGACUAUUACCUACUUCUGGUGUGUGUUCAGCGCCUUCGAGUAUUUAUCUCACACUACACCUUGCUGUUUCAGUGCAACGAGGAUUUGCUUAUUCAGAAACGGAAAAAGCUCAAGAAGUCAUCCAUGGCAAAACUGUACAAAGGGCUGGCUUCCCAGUGUGCAAACGCUGGGCAAGAUGCUUCUCCCACUGCAGGCCCUGAGGCUGUUCGUGACAGCGGAAUCCACUCAGAAGAGAUGCUGCAACCCUACCCUUCUGCUCCAAGUUCUGGCCCUUCUGUCACACAUUUGAUGCCCCCAAUGAAGAAAAGCCAACAACAGCAAAGCUUGAUGGAGAGCAUGCAGCCCGGGAAGCCCAGCGAAUGGGAGAUGGAGGGCAGGAAGCACGAGAGGCCCGACAGCCUCCUGACACAGGCACAGUUCUGUGCGGCCGAGCAAGACGUGAAGGCGCUCUCUGGGCCCCUGCAGUCCAUCCCGGAGAUGGACUUCGAGCCCUCGUCGGCCGAGCAGCUGGGCAACGUGGAGCGCUCCCUACGCGCGCCGGCCGAGCUUCUGACCGAAGCCCGCGGCUUCGUGCCCGCGGCCUACGAGGAGUUUGAAUAUGGCGGCGAGAUCUUCGCGCUGCCCGCGCCCUACGACGAGGAGCCCUUCCAGGCCCCGACCCUCUUUGAGAACUGCUCGCCCGCCUCUUCCGAGUCCAGCCUGGACAUCUGCUUCCUGCGGCCUGUCAGCUUCGCCAUGGAGGCAGAGCGGCCCGAGCACCCGCUGCAGCCGCUGCCCAAGAGCGCCACGUCGCCGGCGAGCAGCAGCGGGGCCUACAAGCUGGAGGCGCAGGCGCAGGCGCACGGCAAGGCCAAGCCGCUGAGCCGCUCGCUCAAGGAGUUCCCACGCGCGCCGCCCGCCGAGGGCGUGGCCCCGCGCCUCUACAGCACGCGCAGCAGCAGCGGCGGCCGCGCGCCGCUCAAGGCCGAGCGCGCCGCGCAGCCGCACGGCCAGGCCGCCGCUGUGCGAGGCGCGUCCAGGACCUACUUCCCCCAACAGAGGUCCCAAAGCGAAAAGCAAACCUAUUUGGAAGUAAGGAGGGAGAUGCAUUUAGAAGACACGACCAGAUUCUGUCCAAAGGAAGAAAGAGAAAGUGAACAAACAUCUUUCAGCGAUCAAAACCCCAGGCAAGACCAGAAAGGGGGCUUUCGCAGCUCCUUCCGCAAGCUCUUUAAAAAGAAGUCCAGUGGAUCAGAAUACAGGGAAAAAACUAAUGAGAACCCCUCAAUGGAUCCUUCACCCACCAAACAAGAUUUCUUCAGAAACCGACUUGCUCUUGCAAAUGACCUUGACCAAGGAACAGCUGUGUAAAACAUACUUAAAGUUGUAUUGUCAAGUGGUAAGAUGAGGAUAAAAAGCUUGUAUAUAUCUGUGUAGGAAAAUCUAUCUAUCUCUAUAUAUUGAUGUAUAAAUCCCUGAGGAAAACGAAUAUAAAUACUUACAUAUGAAACUAAAUUAACAUACAAACAAGACCUUGAAGAGAUGAAGAUUAGUCUAUGGUUGAGAGUUGGCUUUUUGAACCUCAACACUUGGGGAAAGGGAAACGAAGACUUCUCACAGCAAAGAAGAAAAACAAUAAAUUUGGAGGAAAAUAAACAUUUGUGAGAACAUAAACUUCCACCUUGCAGUCAUUCUCCCAGUAUAACAUUGAGCACAUUCAUAUUUAACAUGGAUAUGAAUUUUAUGCUUCCUAGACAUUUAGCUUAGAAUUCAUGCCAGUGUUCUUAAGACUAACAUACACUAUGUUAGGGGCCAGCUCUGUCUUGCCAUUUGUCUUCCAGAAACUCUAAGGCAAUACCUAACAUCCCCUAAGACAAAGACUCAAUUAACAGAAUUGUAUUUUACAUGAUGCAAAUCAGAGUUGUAGAGAUUGUGUGCUUAAACUAUGAUAUAGAAGGUUCAAAGUUUAAAGACACAUUGAUCUCCAAACAGGAAGAGAACCUGAAGAGUAGUAUUUAUCUUGUUCUAUGGUUAUGAAAAUCAGUACAGGGAACAGUGAUUUCUUUAGAAACUGGGAGGCCAAAGAAACAUUUAUCCUUGUGUGGGUUGUGCUGCAGAUGAGAGCAGUCCAGAGUCUAUGUUUUAUUGUGUACUCAGGAUUCAGAGACCCACUAGUGAUCAUGAGUGUUACACUGAUGCACUGGGGACAGAAAGCACUGAGUUAGCCACAUCCUCUUCAAAGAUGUUCUUUAGUCUGGAAAGAAGGUGGCAAGAACAUCAGUGCUUUAAUGGUUCACACACAGUGGUUGCUACAAACACCAGGCCGGAAUGGAAACUUAGGGCUGGCAGUACCUUAUUCUGUUUUCCAGAAGUAAGUGGUAAAGAAGCAAAGUUCUUACAGCUCAGACAGAAGAAUCAUUGCAAUGAGGCUUGUCUGGCUAUGGGGUAAUAAAAUGUGCUCUGUUUCCACAUGGAUACAUCUAAGAUGAUCUACGUCCUUAACAUGCUCCUAACAUCAGAAUCAUAACAGGAAAAAAUUAGGUUUCAAGAAUUUGUCUCUAUUUCCAGGCAGUUAUCUAUAAUAAAUUAGGGGCAUUUGGUUACUGUUCAUUCAAAAUCUUGGUACCCAAACUGAUUUCUUCAGAGACUGUUCCUCUAGUAAUGCACUGUUUGAUAAAAAAGGGGAAGUUCCAUUUCUAAGUGUUACAAGUUUUCUUCUACUUGUCUGAUGACUACUUAGAAACUCAUUCAUUAGCAUUUUGAACAGUAGGUGGUUUGAACACUUAUAGGAUGGCUGCCACAUUUUUGAAGUCUCCAAUAUUUAAGUUUAAGCCGAACUUUUUAUUUCCCUGAAAUUAAUGAACUCUUUUGAAAUUAGAUUUCUCUCUAUUAUCUGGCCAAAGAAGUUUUGGGGGCAACGCUUGAUGGAGACCAAUAUAUUUUAAGGGAAGAAAUAGAAAGUGAUGUGUGACACUAGAUAUGUUUUAAACAUUAUAAGAACCUAAGGAAGUCAUUUAAGCAAUGCUGAAAAUACUGUUUUGGGAAGUUUUCCAAAUUCAGAGUAGUCAAGAGUUUUAUACAUAAACCAAGUAACUUGUUUUCCAACAUUUAUUGUUGUUUUUGAAGAGCUUAGUGCAUACUCUUUGAUAAGUCAUCUAAACUUGUUUCUUAUCUAUAGAGAUUUUUAUUCCUUCUUCUUGCCUCAUUCCCUUUAGAAAUAGUAGCAUUAAAUGCUCUUAAUUCUCAGCAGGAAAACUGAAUGUGUUGUGUUUCUCAUGUAUAUAAACCUAUUCAUCUAAUGAUAGUGGAUCUACUGUAAGGGACUGUUGCUGGAUACGAUCUGUCUUUCUAUCUAAAUGGGUAGUUUCCACUUAACAUUAGGUAGUAUUCCCUCUCAUUACCACAUUUUCCUUUUCAGCUGGGGCAAAACCUUCAACAUGCAAACAUUUCUCCCAUUUUUUUAAGCAAAAAAAAUCUUCUUUUGACUCUUCUAGCUAUGCCUCAGUUCUCUGCUUUCUUUUAUAGUAAAACGUGCAAGAGGAAACUGCUCGAAUUCCUCACCUCCCAUUCUUUAUUAAACUCACUAGGCCCACACCACUUGCCUAAACUCUUGUCAAGGUCAUCCGUGACUUUCACCUUGCUGACUGUGUGGUCCAUUCUGUCAUCUUACUCUCCCUAUCAAAUAGCAUUUGACACGCUGACCAGUUACUCCUUCUGAAAUAAUUUUGUUACUACACCUAAGGGACAAAAUAUACCCCUGGUUUUCAUCUUUCUUCAUUGGCAGUUCCUUCUUGGUCUAUUUGCUGGUUCUUCCUUUCUCCUCUCUCUCUUAAUGUUAGGGUGCCCCGGAGUUCUUUGCUUGGAUCUCUUCUUUUUCCAAUUUGUUGGCUUUAAAAUAUGAUCUUUAUGCAAGUGACUCCCAAUUUUACACUUUCAGCUGAGAACUCCCUCCUAAACUCCAGACUUACAUCUCCAACUGCCCCCUUGUUAUCUCUCAGAUGUCUAAUAUACUUACUAAACUUAACAUGUCCAAGCUUGCUUCAACCCUAUCUUCCCCACCUUCAUAGUAACUUUGUCCUCCCAAGCCCCAAAACCUUGAACUCAUUCUUGACAAUUCUAUCAACAAAUUGGCUGUCUUCCAAAUAUAUCCAGAGUCGGACCUCUUCUUACCACCUCCCCUGCUGUCACACUGGCCUAGCUGCCUUCUACUGGGCUACCCUCCUUAUUCCCACUCUUAACCCCUAAUUAUUCUCACUGUGGCAGCCAGAGUGAUCCUGUUAAAAUGCAAAUCAGAUCAUGUCAUUCCUCAAACCCACUAACGGCUCUAUUUCUCUCAAACAGAAGCCAAAGUCAUUACCAGUGACCUGGACCCCGUUAAACCUCUGAUGGCAUCUCCUGUUCUCCCCACAUUCAUUCCUCUCCAGACAUAAGUAGUCUUGCUAUUCUUCAGAUACACCAAGUACGCUCUGCUUCUGGGCUUUUGGAUGGGCUGUUCCCUGGGGCUUGGCAUAUCCUUUCCCCAGAUUCUUGCAUGUCUCCUUCCUUCACCUCCUUCAAGUCUUUAACUCAUCGGUCACCUUCUCCGUGAGGCUGACUCUGACCAUCCCAUUUAAAUCUCACCUCCCCUUUCCCCUCCGUCUUGGCCACCUUGUCCUUGUUUAUAGCAGUUACAACAUUCUAAUGUAUACUAUACCUGUUUAUUCUUCUUACCUUUGGUCUAUGUCUCCUCACUACAUUGUUAAGCCCAUGAGGAUAUGGAUUUUUGGCUGUUUUGCUCAUUGCUAUAUUCCAAAAUCAGAACUGUACCUGGAACAAUAAAUACUUGUUGAAAGUUAAAUAGUCAGAUAGGCCCUUAUGAAAUGCUUAUAAUUAAGGUCACUCAAAACCAAUUUAAGGGACAAUAAACUUCAAAGGAAGCUGUAAAGAAUAAAAAUACAGGGACUUCAGAAUGAACAAUCAACCUCUUAAAAGAUAUCUAAUAGCAAGCAAACUUUGAAAACAUAUCCCUCAGAACUUUAGUAGUUUAUUAAGCAACUACUCUGUAAAAGGUACUGGGCUUUACACAUAUUAUAGCAGGUCCUCAAAGAAUGUUUUGUUCAAUGUUGUUUCAUUAUAACAUUGAUGAGAUGCUGUAGGAAAUUAACGUUUGUUUUUAUCAAUUAACCUGUGAUAAAGCUGGUUUCAUUAUGUCGUUUUGCUUAAAGUUGCACAACCUAUUAAUGAUGUUUAGUGAGUACUUACUGUACUUUUAAACCUCACGAUAGUCCCUAAUAAAUCUGUUAACUUUAUGUAUUGAUGAGAAACAGACUCACUAUUUAAAUAACUUCUCCAAAAUCAUAUAUUUAGUACUAGAACCAGAAUGUGAACGCAGAUAUGCGUGAUUUCAAAGCACCUGCGUGUUGUACUCUUGUACCACAAUGAUUCUUCCUUUUCUUGAUGAGUCAUGAAGGUAGAAAAAACAGCUUCUAAAAAUGGGCUGUAGUUUUUUUCUUGCCUCCAAUGAGACUCAAAAGUCCUAAAAUGUUAGAAUGGGCAUAAAAUGCUUUUUUGGAAUCAUAUUGUCAAAGCCCUCGUCUCUGGAAGCCAUGUGUAUCUAUCUGCAGAGAGGCAGGCUUAACUGUGGGAUGUACUCUAGAGACUUAAGCGCCCAGAAUCUGUGAUGAGCUAACAUGAUUAAAAUAAGAAGAAAAGCAAACCACCUGGCUAAAAUUCAAAGGAAGUGAUGUUCAAGAACAAACUCAAAAUCAGGUUUGAUUAAUACAAAUAUUAACGUUACUUUCCUAUAGCUGUUAUUAAAUCGAUUACCUAGAAUAUACUUAAAAAUACAUACUUGGAUUUCACAAUGGCCUACAAAUGG
Messenger RNA from Hipposideros armiger (great roundleaf bat), 7506 nucleotides. It is a transcript of the gene ARHGEF33, whose product is annotated as Rho guanine nucleotide exchange factor 33. Bases 273 to 3020 code for a protein of 915 amino acids. Gene Ontology annotation, molecular function: guanyl-nucleotide exchange factor activity. The transcript has 19 exons. The record is from RefSeq and is a predicted model, not a curated record. NCBI's taxonomy places the organism in Eukaryota, Metazoa, Chordata, Mammalia, Chiroptera, Hipposideridae.